Molecule: messenger RNA, 1135 nt
Organism: Erigeron canadensis
Lineage: Eukaryota; Viridiplantae; Streptophyta; Magnoliopsida; Asterales; Asteraceae
Product: heavy metal-associated isoprenylated plant protein 35-like
Exons: 3
Coding region: 76-918 (280 amino acids)
Molecular function (GO): metal ion binding
Source: RefSeq, a predicted model, not a curated record
CACUCUCAAGUUCAUCUAGUCUAGUCUAGUCUUGAAUUUAUUAAUUUACAUCAUAUCCCUGAAUUGAAGCUACAUAUGGCUAAUCUUCCUGCUGACCAACUUAAGACAUGGGUGUUGAGAGUUUAUAUCCAUUGUGAAGGAUGUAGAAAAAAAGUUUACAAAAUUCUUCGAAACAUCGAUGGUGUUUAUAAGACGGAAAUUGAUUCUCAACAACACAAAGCUAUAGUUACUGGUUCCGUCACUGGUGACACUCUUGUCCAGAAGCUUCGAAAAUCAGGUAAGCACGCGGAGAUCUUAUCCGAAAAACCGCCAGAAAGCAAGAAAAAACAGAGCAACAAAAAGAAAUCUGAUGAUGAUGGUGAUGAACCUGUGGUCCUCAAAUUAGAAAAAGAGGCAGAACCAAAAAUAGUUGUGCCAAUUGAGACAGGUGAAAAUAACUCGCCACCAAACAGCAAAAAUAAGAAGAAGAAAAAAAAGAAUAAAGUUUCGCCAAACAAUGAAACCGAAAGCCAGCAACCUCCUCCUGAUGAUGAUGAUAUUAAUAAUAAUAAUCCGUCUCUAGAUGAUGACGAAUUACCAACUAUGAAUGGAGACGAAUCGAAUAAGGAGCAGCAAUCACAAAUCGUGUCGCCGGUAAUUAGUGAUCAAAUGGGUUAUGCCACGCCCAACAAUUUACCCCAACCUCCGUAUUUUGGGUACUAUCCAACUGAUCCGGCUUAUAAUGGGAUGAGUUACAAUACGUCUUAUCCGAGUAGUGAAGCGUCCUACUAUACUCCACCGGUGUAUGGAUAUGCUCAAUCACAUCCGUCUGCUGCUCCUUAUUAUUAUAACCCUGCUCCUUAUUAUCGUAGGAGCGUCUUUGAUGAUGAUCAAGAAGCUGAAGCUGAUGAUGGAAAGGGAUAUUGCACUAUCAUGUGACAAUAUUUUGGUUUCAAUAUAUCUUAUUAACAUCAUGUACUAAUAUAUCUAUAAGUUGGGUUAGACAUACAUAUGUAAAUUAUACUCGAAUACUAUAUAUAAUUUGAACUACCGAAGCAUGUGAAAGUCUUGAUCAGAGUAGUAGUUUUGUAAACAACUUUGCGAUGUAUCAAAGGUACGUACGUAGUUGAUGUAUGAAACUAAUAUUUUUGACAAA